This is a messenger RNA of Naegleria gruberi, 1377 nucleotides long. RefSeq lists its product as uncharacterized. The record is from RefSeq and is a predicted model, not a curated record. Gene Ontology annotation, molecular function: manganese ion binding; metalloaminopeptidase activity. The coding region runs from base 1 to 1377 and encodes 458 amino acids. The transcript has a single exon. Gene Ontology annotation, cellular component: mitochondrion. NCBI's taxonomy places the organism in Eukaryota, Heterolobosea, Eutetramitea, Acrasida, Naegleriidae.
AUGAAGGAAAAUGAAAUUGUGCCAGGAUUUACAUUGAAAGAUUUUGAGGAAAGAUUGAAUAAUUUAUUGAGUAUUAUGGAUGAUAAUUCUCUUUUCAUUUUGGGAUCUAAGAAGGAAUCCUAUAUGAGUCCAAAUGUAAAAUAUCCAUAUAGACAGGAUUCAAAUUUCUAUUAUUUAUGUGGAGUGAGUGAACCAGAGUGUUAUCUUGUUAUUAGAAAGAAUAAUGAAUCCUCACAGAUAAAGCAUGAAAUUACUCUCUAUGUAAGGGAGAAGAGUAAGAGAGAAUUCUUUCAUGGAGUUGUUAAUGGAGUGGAAUCUCUUCAGAAAUUAUUUGGUAAUUUAAUUGAAGUGAAACCUGUCAAGGGUUUUUUGAGAGAUUUACAAGGUCAUGUUAGAAAUUACAAUAUUAUUUAUCAUGACCCUGAUUUUGAUGAAGGAUUGAGUGAUUUUAUUGUAAAAUCUGGAGGUGGAAUUGAAGAAUUCAGAGGAGAAAAGCAAAGGAAGAAGGUUAUUUAUCCAGAUUCAUUGGUAUCCAUGUUGAGAUCUAGAAAGAGUGCCUCUGAAAUUGCUCAUAUUAAGAAAUGUGCCUCUAUUAGUGCUCAAGCAUUUACAGAAUUGAUGAAAAAGAUUAGACCUGGAAUGUCAGAAGCUCAUGUUGAAGCAAUUUUAGAAUUUGAAUGUAGAAUUAGAGGAGCUCAAAGAUUGGCCUAUCCUCCAGUGAUUGGUUCUGGUGACAGAGCUAACAUUAUUCACUAUUUAACCAAUAAUCAUUUGACUCAAGAUGGUGAUUUGAUUAGAAUUGAUGCAGCAGCUGAAUAUUAUGGAUAUAUGAAUGAUAUUACUAGAACAUUCCCAGUGAAUGGUAAAUUCACUGCUCCUCAAAGAAAGGUAUAUGAAGCUGUUUUAGACAUUCAAAAGAAGUGCAUUGAAUAUCUCAAGAAGCAUACUACAGAAACCAUCACUGUUCAUUCCUAUCAUGACUAUUCAUAUAGAUUAAUUAUUGAAUCACUGAGUCAACAUUUUAACAUUUCCAAGAGUAAGAAUGAAUUGUGUCAAUUGGCUGACUCUGUUGUCUAUCCACACAUGGUUGGUCAUCCAACAGGAAUGUGGAUUCAUGAAGAUAUUCCAACAAGGGAUGAUAAAUUGGGUCCAGGAAUGAUCAUUACUUGUGAACCUGGUAUUUACUUUUCCAAUCAAGUGAAGGAGUACAUUCCAAACUCUCUAUUGCAUGGUAUUGGUGUACAAAUAGAAGAUGAUAUUCUAUUAACGGAAGAUGGUAUAGAAGUUUUAAGUCAUGAAACUCCAAAGGAAGUGGAAGAAAUUGAAGAAAUUAUGGCAAGAGGAAGAGCACAACAUCCAAUGUAUUUUAGUUUUUAA